ACAAAAGAUUUUUUGGCGGGAACGCGAGGAACGAAGUGUAAUUUGUUUUCUUUCGUUGAUUCUUCAGGAUUUAAAGUGUAAUCAUGUUUAUUUACCGUUAAAUAUCUGCAAAACCUAUGUGGGAAAAUGAAACAAAAUCCAUUGAAAAUGUAUAAAUAACCACCACUUUACUGAGACUUCAUUUCAUUACAUAUCAUAACGCUCAGUAUCAUUUUUCAUCAAACAGAAAAAUCAAAAGAUUAGGCUGUAUGGCUUGAUAUCUUCGCCUUUUCAAUUAGAAAAAUAGAAUUGCUACUCAACAAAACGAAACAUAAAUAUAGUAAAAUAAGAGUAGGUAUUCGAUAAAAUGCCUUUAAUUAUAAUUUGUGGCACACCAGUAAGCGGAAAAACGACAAGAGCGAAAGAAUUAAAACAGUUUUUUGAGGAAAAGCACGGGAAAACCGUGGAAAUCGUUUCUGAAGACGAGGCCAUUGCAAAAUUAGGUUAUGAAAAAAAUUCAAUGUUUCUCGACUCCCAGAAGGAAAAACGAGUGCGGGGUUACUUAAAAUCUGAAGCGAUAAGAUUAAUAGGAAAGGAUAAUGUCGUUAUACUAGACGGCAGCAAUUAUAUCAAAGGAUACCGUUACGAGUUGUAUUGCGCUUCAAAAGCUUCAAAGUCCACGCAAUGCACAAUUUACACCCUACGUAAUCAUGAAGAAGCGUGGCAGGCGAACCAGAAGAGGAUUAGCACAGAUAAUAGUGACCAGUACACUGAGGAAGUCUUUAAUGCAUUAACUAGAUUGAGGUUCGAGGAACCAAAUUCCAACAAUCGAUGGGAUAGUCCACUCUUCACAGUUCUGCCAACAGACAAUAUAGAUUUAGAAACUAUAUACAAAGUUCUAUUUGAAAAGAAACCUCCACCACCCAAUCAAAGCACUCAAAAUCCUCCACUAUCCUCAACGAACUUUUUAUAUGAAGUGGACAAAACCACUCAGGAUAUCUGCAAACAGAUACUGGAAGCAAAACAGUUGAACUUGGAUGGAGAAGUCAAGUUCCCAAGUUACUCGGCUGUGCUUGAAGCGGGCUUCAUACAAGAUGUCAACCCUCAGAAGUUACUGCGACUCAGGAGACAGUUCCUCACAUAUGCCAAAAUGAAUCACUCCAGUGAAAGUGCAGAUAAAAUAGCAAGAUACUUUGUGCAGUAUUUAAAUAAAACUUUACAUGAUUGAUGUUCAAACUUUAAAUGAGUCACACUGUCUUGAUAAUACGAACCAAAGAGCCAAUUCUUUGAUAUCUCCUUAUCUCACAUAAUUAAUACAUAUUAUCCACCGGUUACCGUCUUCGUCGAACCCGUCGCUUGCGACGAAGGGCUAGACGAGCGAAUUAACCCACAGACACAGCGACUGAGUUUCUAGCCGGAUCUUCUCAGUGGGUCGCGUUUCCGAUCCGCUGGUAGAUUCUGCGAAGCACUGCUCUUGCUAGGGUCAGUGUUAGCAACUCUCCGGUUUGAGGCCCGUGAGCUCACCUACACACGCUAGGGUAAGCUGACAGAGGCUAUCAGCAUAAGUAGGAAAAAAAACAUUAUCAAACGAAUAUACUCAUAUUAGUAAACACGAAAAUAAAACAUUAUUUAUUAUAUAAAAAAACACGUAUAAUCUCUUAUUAACAUUGCUCACAAUAAAUGAAACAAGAUAAACAAAGUUCAGAAAUUCAACUAAUUUUUUUACAACCAUUUUUUUGUGUACUUUUUAUAUCAACAACUUAAGUUUACAAAUACAGUCUGAUGAUAAAGCUGUAAAGCUUACUUUGAAACAAUACAAUAUUUUUUAACUA
This is a messenger RNA of Bombyx mori (domestic silkworm), 1811 nucleotides long. RefSeq names its product protein KTI12 homolog. Bases 347 to 1207 code for a protein of 286 amino acids. The transcript has 4 exons. The record is from RefSeq and is a predicted model, not a curated record. Gene Ontology annotation, biological process: tRNA wobble uridine modification. Lineage: Eukaryota; Metazoa; Arthropoda; Insecta; Lepidoptera; Bombycidae.